AUGAUAGCAGAACUCCUGAGCAACCAGGACAGUUCAACAAAGCCAGGGCCCAUCAAGGAUUGCAGUUCCCACUCGAAGCACUCCACGUCCGUGUACUGCUACAACUGCUCCCGCAGAGGACACUUUGGAUACGAGUGCUCGGAGAAGCGGAUGCAGGGGAACAUGUUCCCCACUUCUCCCUUCAUCUACUGCUAUGACAACGAAUAUGACAUCAAGAGGAGAGAGAACAGGUUAAAAAGGAAGGUGGCAGACCUGCAGGAAGCUGGUCUCCUGCCCAAGUGGCCGGAGGCACCGUGGCAGGAGGAACAGCUGGAGGAGCACAGCCACAGGAAGCGAAGCAAACAUGGGAAGGAGCUGCGCAGGAGGCACAGCAGGGAUGGCGAGCAGCACAAGAGGACGAAGGUGUCCCGGGGGGAGAGGCCCCGGGGGGAGAAGCAUAGGAAAGGUGCUGAGCUCUACCACAGCCCCGAGGAGGACUUCCCCCGGGGGUGUGGGCGCCAGGAGUUCAAGGCCAGCAGGGUCCAUCACAAGUCGCUGUUCCAGGCAUUCUCGAGGGACACCAGUCCUGACCACAGGGACAAUCUGUUCCUCAUAAAGCAGCGGAGGAAGAAGUCCAGACAGAAGUCCUGGUGA
Molecule: messenger RNA, 633 nt
Organism: Acanthisitta chloris (rifleman)
Lineage: Eukaryota; Metazoa; Chordata; Aves; Passeriformes; Acanthisittidae
Product: zinc finger CCHC domain-containing protein 7-like
Exons: 5
Coding region: 1-633 (210 amino acids)
Molecular function (GO): nucleic acid binding; zinc ion binding
Source: RefSeq, a predicted model, not a curated record